UUCAGCUUUUAAGUAAGACUAUCGUCUCGGGGACAUUACCAUUGAGACUUGGCGAAGACAACCGUCUCGGGGACCUUAAGAUUUCGAGGAUAGAAAGAACGAAAUUUACCCCAAACAAGAAUAUUCGUAGAGAAGAUGCUUCUUCCAAUAGUAUUAGGCAUAGCCCUACUUACAUCAAGCAAAGCUAAUUUGCUAAGCCAGUUGGAUUGCAGAAUAAUUACAAAGAAUUUUCAAGGUGAGAGUGGCAUCAUCCAAUGUAUUUGGAUAGUGGACAAUAAGUAUACUCCUCAAUCACUCAAGUUCACUUCUUCUGUAAGGUAUCUUGAAUGUCCUAUAAAGAACAAAGUCGGAUCUUGCCUAUACAAUAGGGUUUCAAUAAGCAUACAAGAAUCAGAGGCAUAUAUCAGAGUCAAUGAUUUGAGGGCCACUGAUACAGACACAUACAAAGUAGAAGUCUACUAUGCAAAAGAGAACACGGAUGCUAGAUAUUAUAUAGGUCUUGAUAUUUUUCUCUCCGUCACAGCUAAGCCAAAAAACUCUAAAGAAGUAAACACAGAUUACACAAAUGAAAAUAAAAGUUCAGAUUCUGUAUUAAACCUGACAUCCACACUCCCUGCUGAGUUACGGUAUCCAGAAGAUUCUGUAUUAAACCUGACAUCCACACUCCCUGCUGAGUUACGGUAUCCAGAAGAUUCUGUAUUAAACCUGACAUCCACACUUCCUGCUGAGUUACGGUAUCCAGAAGAUUCUGUAUUAAACCUGACAUCCACACUUCCUGCUGAGUUACGGUAUCCAGAAGAUUCUGUAUUAAACCUGACAUCCACACUUCCUGCUGAGUUACGGUAUCCAGAAGAUUCUGUAUUAAACCUGACAUCCACACUUCCUGCUGAGUUACGGUAUCCAGAAGAUUCUGUAUUAAACCUGACAUCCACACUUCCUGCUGAGUUACGGUAUCCAGAAGAUUCUGUAUUAAACCAUACAUCCACACUUCCUGCUGAGUUACGGUAUCCAGAAGUCAUUUUCCUGAUCUCUAUGUUGAGUGCAUUGAUAGUUUCUUUAAUGAUUUUAUGUUUAUGUUGCAUCUGCAACAGAAGCAGCAAUGCUAUACAUCCAUGGAGCCCACCCAAAAGAACUAUCAGUGAUUUGGAAAAAAAGUAAAGAAGAUGCAUUAGCGUAAACAAGAAGAUGCCUCAUUUUGAUAAAGUUUUUUUAAUGACUAGAAUUCUGGUAAUUCCAUAUCCAAAAACAUUCCUUUAAAUUAGAAGUUAAAAAGCCAACCAGUAAAAAAGAAAAUAAUUUUAAAAAAACAACAGAUUUCUAAAUGUAUUAUAGUCCACAUGCAUGGACAAUCAUGAUCCUUUCUAUGAAAGUCAUAAUAUCAUAUAAAAAUUAAUUACCUGAAGCAGUUAAAUCUACAUGUGUCUUGAGAAUGAAAUUUCAGCACUUAACAUUUCGGAUGUAAAUGUUUUUUUAAUUUCUUGAAGUUUAAAAAAAAAUUAUUUUAAAAAUUGCCUUAUUAAUAUAUUUAUUUACAUAUAUAUUUCUUAAAUUUUACUAUAAAAUCUGUUUCCCACGUCCUAAUUAAUUUGUUCUUAUAGCUGCUAAUUUAGACGUCUAGAUGUAUAUUUUAAUAGUGCCAUUCGUGUAAUCAUUUUUAUUAACUAAUAGCCUACACAAAUCUGGAUUAUAACUACAAAAAUUUUUUGGUUCUUCAAAAAAAACAAAAAAAAACUUUGUGACCUUUUGUCAGCAUUUUUUCAUUUUUAUUUGAACAUUGUUGUGAUGAUGUAAUCAAUCUCUCCUAAAAAUAUUUUACAAUAUAAAUGUUGUAGCAUGUUUUUUUUUUAAUUCAAGUUUAUCUUAGAUUAUUGUAGGAAAUAAAUAUAUUUUUAGUCUCAUUUUUUGUUGUUGUAUUAAAUACUUAGAGUAAUUAGGUUUUCUUACAUUUAAGACAUUGAUUAGAUUGCUGUCAGUUAAUAUUUUUUAAUUCAUGCUUUCUAAACCAUACAUUAUUUUCUGGAAUAUUAAUUAACAUAAAAAAAAAUAUUUAUCUAAAACUAUAAUGGUAUGUUAGAAUACAAAUAUGAUUUUUUUACUACUAUUAUUUUUAACUCUUUAUCAGAAAUCAUUUUCUCAUCUGUACAGAAAUACCUUCAAUAAAGAAUUUGUAAAAAAAAAUAAAGAAAAACAGAAAAUCUGAAAUAUUUUAUUUUGAAAGGCUUAUUUAUCUGAAAUUGUCUGGAAAUGUUUUGUAUAAUUGUUGAAGCACUAGUCAGCACAAGUAGAAUUGGUAUCAAUUGUUUAUUUUAAUUUCUUCUUUUUAGUUUUUAAAAUAAUAUUUGUGAUG
Biomphalaria glabrata is the source of this 2347-nucleotide messenger RNA. RefSeq names its product hepatitis A virus cellular receptor 1-like. NCBI's taxonomy places the organism in Eukaryota, Metazoa, Mollusca, Gastropoda, Planorbidae. Bases 136 to 1158 code for a protein of 340 amino acids. The record is from RefSeq and is a predicted model, not a curated record. The transcript has 13 exons.